Tachyglossus aculeatus (Australian echidna) is the source of this 1629-nucleotide messenger RNA. It is a transcript of the gene ACTL7A, whose product is annotated as actin like 7A. Gene Ontology annotation, cellular component: nucleus; cytoplasm. The record is from RefSeq and is a predicted model, not a curated record. NCBI's taxonomy places the organism in Eukaryota, Metazoa, Chordata, Mammalia, Monotremata, Tachyglossidae. Bases 60 to 1394 code for a protein of 444 amino acids. The transcript has a single exon.
UAAGCUGACAGAAGGAGGGAGAAUUUACAUCCCCGAGAGAUAGGGAGAAGGGCGAGGCCAUGGCAUCCUCUAGUGCUUGGUCCCCCCAAGCAGCAAAGGUAGGGGAGGGCCUGGCGAAAAGAGCAGUGCACGUCAGAGUGAACGAGUCGGAGCAAGAAGACCAGGGCCCCGAAUGCUCAGCCGUUUUCCAGGAAGGCCCCGCCAAGAGAGCGGUGCGAAUCCAAGUCCCCGGGGGGCCUAGAGAAGACGCCCUUCCGGCCCCAACUGAUGAGACAACCAAGAUAAUUAAACCGACCAGAGCGGUGGUCGUCGACUUGGGCACCGGGUAUUGUAAGUGUGGCUUUGCCGGCGAAGCCAGACCCUCCCACGUGGUUUCCUCGACGGUGGGCAAGCCUCUUCCGGAGGCCGCCAAGUCGGAGAACAGGCGAAGAGAGAGCUUCGUCGGGCAUGAGCUCCUGAGCUCGAGGGAACCCCUCAGACUCAUCAAUCCCCUGAAGCACGGCAUCAUCGUGGAUUGGGACUCCAUGGAAGAGAUCUGGGCGUACCUGUUCUGGCACCAGCUGAAGGUCCCUCCAGCGGAGCACGCGGUUCUCGUGUCAGACCCUCCCUUGAGCCCGACAACCAACCGGGAGAAGUAUGCGGAAAUGCUGUUCGAGACCUUCGACACACCGGCCAUGCACAUAGCCUACCAGUCCCGGCUGUCCAUGUACUCUUACGGCAAAACCUCCGCUCUGGUGGUGGAAGUCGGUCACGGGGUGUCCUACGUAGUCCCUAUCUUUGAGGGGUACCCUUUGCCAAACAUCACCGACAGGCUUGACUACGCUGGCUCAGAUGUCACCCUCUACCUGAUGGAGUUGCUGAACAAAUCUGGCAGCCACUUGACCAAGGACCAGCUGGAGCACAUAGACGUCAUCAAGAAGAAACACUGCUUCGUAGCUCUGGAUCCUGCCCAGGAAGGGAAUUUUCACAAGAACGAGGUGAUCGACUACCGCCUUCCGGAUGGGCAGGCGAUCAAGAUCGGCACGGAAAGGUUCCUUUGUGCAGAAGUGCUCUUCAGGCCUUCUCUGAUGGGGUCCAAGCAGCUGGGGCUGCACACCUUGACUCUCUCCUGCCUCCACAAAUGUGACAUUGCCCUCAAAAGGAACCUGAUGAGCAACAUUCUGCUGUGUGGGGGCUGCACCAUGUUGCAUGGCUUCCCUGCUCGCUUCCAAAAGGAGCUGGACAAGAUCUGCCCGAAUGACACCCCCUUGGUGAUUUCCUCGCCUGGGCGGGACAGUUCAGUAUGGACCGGAGGGUCCAUCCUUGCCUCGCUCCAAGCCUUCCAGCCCCUAUGGGUCUAUCGUUGGGAAUACCAGGAAUACGGGCCUCACUUCCUUUAUAGGAAAUGCUUCUGAACCCAAGGCAAGCCUGGUGGAAUGUGCCGUCGCCAUUGCUUUCUGUUGUCUUCACGGUCCCUUUGUCAGCCAUAAGUUCCUCCCUUCCCUCCUCAUCAAAGUGCUCAUCAAAAUACUGAAUCUGUUGUAAUAGUUAUUAUUGGGGCUUUUCCUCCUCACAAUGGGGAGGGUGUCAGGGAAGCAAAAAAUUCCGUUUUAAUAAAUGUAAGUGGGCGUUUUCUUUUCACCUCCGUAA